AUGGCUUCAGUGGGGGGAUCGAAGAACCAGUUGAGCCUCUUCCUCGUGCUGAAGACAAACCUCUCCCUCUCCCAAGAGAUGGAGGUGGAGGAACAUGGGAGCCCUUACUACCAGGAGGUGCAGGCGGAGCAGGCCCCGAUCCACGGCCAGGUGGCAGUGGGGGUGCAGCUGGUUUUGAACCAAGACCUGGUGGAAGUGGUGGUGGAGCAGGAGUCGCACCUCGUCCGGCAGGCGGUGGAGGCGGUGGUGGAGCAGGAGCUGCACCUCGUCCGGCAGGCGGUGGAGGCGGUGGUGGAGCAGGAGCCGCACCUCGUCCGGCAGGCGGUGGAGGCGGUGGUGGUGGUGGAGGAUGAGAAGAGGGACCACUUACUUGUGCACUGCCUUCAGAACCAACAGGCGGUUCAGGAGGUGAUAGUGGAGAAGAGAAAGAAAGCCCUUCCUCACGGUCCAUUAGAGGUGGAUAAAGCAAGAGAAUCCGACUGGGUAUCACUAUCCAUCACAGACUGGUUGGGAUCAUUCAUGGUUGUCGGUAUUGGCUUCACCGAGUCUACAGAAGGUCUGAGAUCUGAAACUUCCUCUAAUAUAGAAUCCACUGAUGAACGGUCAUCCAGCAAAAACUCCGGCACACUGGCCUUCUCCGAGUCCAGAAAAUCGAGACUGUCGGCAAUGCUAGAUGAGUUGUUUUCCUCCUCUGAGUCGAUAGGCGACCCGUAG
Striga asiatica is the source of this 714-nucleotide messenger RNA. Lineage: Eukaryota; Viridiplantae; Streptophyta; Magnoliopsida; Lamiales; Orobanchaceae. The record is from the annotation of a GenBank genome assembly.